This is a messenger RNA of Pseudo-nitzschia multistriata, 1958 nucleotides long. The record is from the annotation of a GenBank genome assembly. NCBI's taxonomy places the organism in Eukaryota, Bacillariophyta, Bacillariophyceae, Bacillariales, Bacillariaceae.
AUCGAUUCAUUGCCCAAGUCAACUUUGCGCCGUCACGCGAAGUUCAAAAAGACCUACGAAAAGGCCAAAGAAGCAAUGGCAGGAAAAAUUGAUAUGGAAGACGAGAAGGAAUCGACAAGAGAGAAUGGCGCCAGAGAAAGCAGCCAAAAGCGGAAGGCCGGAACCAUUGAGGACGUGUCUCCCCCUGUAGAUAAUACUUMUGUCGACCGAGAUGAAGAAAUUGUGAAAGCGCCGACAAAAAGACAAAAGCGCGAAGGAAAUCCCGGAGGCGAUGGCGAUGCCGGUGAUAAGGAUAGCUCUGAGGGGGAGGGAGAAAACAACGGCAAGGGCGACAAGCAAUUGCAURCCGGUGGUGACGAAGAAAAAGUUGAUGAUAAAACUGAUCUAUCUCCCUUGAAAAGGGGAGAUGCCGACCACAAAGAUACARCAUCAAGAGAAGAGAGAGAUGAUGAGGAUGGUAYCAAUGAUAURAAAACCGAAACCGGAGGAGAAAAUUCAAAGGUCAAGGAUGGAAUAAAUGGGAUUGAACACAAUAAUGAUGGCACAAACAAUGAUUUGGAAACUUCGGAGAACGAUGGCCGUGAAUCUUCGGUGAAAAUGAAACAGGGAGAYGGCAACGAGUCGUCGCAAGGUGCACCGUCAUCUUCUUCUCCCAGCACAAAUGAGCCGAUGGGAGAUACUCCAUCCGAUAAAAAGAAGAAUACGACUACAACCAACAUAUACGACUCGCUCAAAUACAUUAUGGUUCGUAAUGAUGGAAAGCCUGAAUCUCUCAUCAAAUUGGUCGCGCUUAAAUCACUCUUCUCUCGACAACUUCCAAAAAUGCCACGCACAUAUAUUGCUCGCUUAGUCUUUGAUCGUAGGCAUACAUCCCUCGUUAUUCUCAACGAUGAUCCKGCCACUAAGGAUACCGACGAGGAAGUAAUCGGCUCUAUUUGUUAUCGCGCUUUCCCGGAAAUGCGCUUUGCCGAAAUCGCCUUCUGCGCCGUCAAUGCUUCUCAUCAGGUGAAGGGGUAUGGUACCAAGUUGAUGAACCUCGUCAAGAAGGAGGGCGCAAGGACCGGUAUCGAAUACUUCAUCACGUACGCAGAUAACUAUGCCAUCGGAUAUUUCAAAAAACAAGGGUUUACGAAAAGCAUUUCCAUGCCCAAGGGGCGGUACCAAGGUCUCAUCAAAGAAUACGACGGCGGCACMAUGAUGGAAUGCUACGUCCAUCCCUCCAUCGACUUUACCCGCAUUCCGGAAAUGCUGGCCGCCCAGCGCGAAUUCAUCUUGAGUCGCAUCCGCCUCAAGGCACAAUCCCACAAAGUUGUCUACGACCCACUUCCGAAGAACUGGAAGCCCAAGCUGGAAGGGGCUUCCAGGGGCAAUGAGGCAGCUGCGCGUGCCCUGGCUGUUCCCGGAAUGAUAGAGGCCGGAUGGACCAUGGCUGAUUUGAUGGCGGCGACCGGGCAGGGCAAGGAUCUGGACCGAGCCAAGAAUCAGUUGAAAAGCGAGCUGCUUGCGAUAGUUCGAAAAGUAGAAGAGCAACAGUUCUCGUGGCCGUUUCGAGAACCGGUGGAUACCAACGAGGUCAAGGACUAUCUCGAUAUCAUCAAGCAACCCAUUGAUCUCCAAACGAUCGAUAAGCGCAUCCGGAAGGGUGAUCAUUACAAAUCAAAAAAAAUGCUCUAUGCCGACUUGAUGCURAUGGUCAACAACUGCAAGCUGUACAACCUCGAAGCCAGUACUUACGUGCAUUGUGCAGUGAACCUCGAGCGGUUUUUGAAGAACUUGUUUGCUUCGAAAUAGAUUUAUGCACUUCGAUAGCAAGGAAGCAUUUCAUGCAUGGUUCUGGAUUGAUUCACAGAUGUCGCCGGCUUCCACUAUAAGAAAUGCGGAAAGUCGAGAUGGGGAGGGGACUCUUAAUCUACGGCAGGAGAGAGAUUUCUGUUGUUGAAUAAUUCAUCAUAAUUUUA